Spinacia oleracea (spinach) is the source of this 1095-nucleotide messenger RNA. RefSeq lists its product as uncharacterized. The record is from RefSeq and is a predicted model, not a curated record. The transcript has 3 exons. Lineage: Eukaryota; Viridiplantae; Streptophyta; Magnoliopsida; Caryophyllales; Amaranthaceae. The coding region runs from base 377 to 1069 and encodes 230 amino acids.
UUUGUGCUUUGUUUUUGCAGAGUACGGCUUUAGCUGCAUUGAUCCUAAGAAGUUGGGCAUUUCUUUGGAUUUGAAGACUAUUCACGACCCGGCUCCCGAGUACAAGUUCGGAAAAGAUAACCCUCGUAAUCCUCGUCUGAAGGAUUACGUGUUGUCUCCUUCGGGGGUUGCUCGGAUAUCCGAAGUUCGAGCUGAUCCGUGGGAUUCCGCCUCUUCUGUUGAAGCUGUUCCUGUGAAGGUUGUGCUUCCUGAGUUGAAGACAACUUCGGACCCGGAUCAACGCAAAAGGAAGGGUAGCACUCUUUUGAGGCCGUCCACGCAUCCGAAGAAAGCGAAGGCUUCUCAGCCCUCGGAGAAGGAAGCGGUUUCGGAAGUCAUGCCUCCUCCUAAGAAUCUUCUUCACUUCAUGCCCUUGCCAGGGCAGAAGUUAAAGAGUGUGGUGGUUGCUGAACCGCCGCCCGUGGAUCAGCCGCUGAUCGAGGAAGAUAUCAUCCCUUCUCCCCUUAAACCAUCUGCUGCUUUGGGGAUCGAAAUCCAGGAUAUCACCGAGGUGAUGGAGGCGAUUGAAGCCGAUUUUGUUCCUGGUUCGGAUGUCCCUGAGGUAGCUGGGGAGAAGAAGGAGUCUGCUGAUCUUCCCUUCGAGAGGGAGAAGAGUCCAGACAAGGAGAUGAUAGAUCUCUCGGGCCCCGAAGCUGCGGUCCCCGAGGUUCAGAAGGAGGUUCCCUCUGCUGGAGAGGAGGAGCAGCCCGAGCAAGGUUUGACGAGGAAGAGGCGCCACUCAACUUUGGGUUCUACUUCUACCUCGGCCCUGGAUAGGCUGAUCCAUGCUGAUCCCUGUUCGGAUGUUCCGCUAAAACGGAUCCCCGAAGAAGUAAGGGAGGCGAUGGCUCGAUAUGCCAGGGCUCCGAUUUUGGGAGAGGACCCCUUGGCUCACGUGGGAUCCUUGGUGGGCCCCGAGGCUGCUCGGGAGAAUCUGCUUCGUGCUAACCCGCAGUGGAGGGUUCCUGGUGCCGAAGAGAGGAAUCCGGCUAUGAUGGCCCAGUACUAUCUGAACGAGGUAAUUUGCUAGAUUUUUCUCUUUGAGUUGUGUUUUCG